AUGAGCGGGGCACAGGGCAAAGGGCACAUGGCUCGGGUCACGGAGCGCGCGACACUGACGAACCAGGGAACCCAGGAGAGCACAGCACAUCAACAGGCACCCAGCCAGGUGUCCAGCUUUGCCGUCAGGUUCCUGGGGGUGAUGGUGGGAGACGCCAUGGACCCAGGCACCAGCAACCAGGAUUUCUGCACCACUGAGGCCCAAGGGGAACCCGCAGAUGCAGCUGCUGGACAUGAGUUCAGUGACAAGAUCGCCGAGACCGAGACUGCAACCUUGACCAAGAAAACACCUGCACAGAAGAGGCAGAGGAACAGAUCUUCAUCCGUGGCCCAAAGGAACAUCGUGGGCCGCAGAAUCUCUCACAAGUGGAAGGAAGGGGAUGGGCCCAUCACCCAUUGGAGAGGAACGGUUCUCCAUCAGGUUCCUCUAAAUCCCCCUCUCUAUCUUGUGAAAUACGAUGGAAUUGAUUGCGUCUAUGGGUUGGAACUUCACCACGAUGAAAGAGUGUUGUCCCUGAAUGUGCUCUCUGAGACAGUCAAACCAUCCCCAGUCCCUGAUCCUAACUUUGCAGAUACCAUAAUUGGCAAAGCGGUGGAGCACUUAUUUGAGGGUGAGCAUGGUGCAAAAGAUAAAUAUAGGGGGAUGGUUCUAGCCCAAGCUCCUAUACUUAAUGCCUGGUUUUAUAUUACCUAUGCAAAUGAUCCCAUCUUA
Molecule: messenger RNA, 711 nt
Organism: Alexandromys fortis (reed vole)
Lineage: Eukaryota; Metazoa; Chordata; Mammalia; Rodentia; Cricetidae
Product: spindlin-2-like
Exons: 3
Biological process (GO): gamete generation; regulation of DNA-templated transcription
Cellular component (GO): nucleoplasm; cytosol
Source: RefSeq, a predicted model, not a curated record